This is a messenger RNA of Bubalus bubalis (water buffalo), 1735 nucleotides long. It is a transcript of the gene NAT9, whose product is annotated as N-acetyltransferase 9 (putative). The transcript is spliced from 7 exons. Bases 112 to 1032 code for a protein of 306 amino acids. The record is from RefSeq and is a predicted model, not a curated record. Gene Ontology annotation, biological process: protein acetylation. Lineage: Eukaryota; Metazoa; Chordata; Mammalia; Artiodactyla; Bovidae. Gene Ontology annotation, molecular function: N-acetyltransferase activity.
CCUUCUGCGGGGCGGAAAUGGGCGGGGCGCGCGCCUACGCGCGUGAGUGAGGGCGGCCGUCGGCCCGGGGGAGGAAGCUGGGGUCGGGUGCGAGAGCUGCAGGCUGCUACCAUGAGGCUGAAUCAGAACACCUUGCUGCUGGGGAAGAAGGUGGUGCUGGUCCCCUACACCUCAGAGCAUGUGCCCAGGUACCACGAGUGGAUGAAAUCAGAGGAGCUGCAGCGUUUGACGGCUUCAGAGCCGCUGACCCUGGAGCAGGAGUACGCGAUGCAGCGCAGCUGGCGGGAAGACGUGGACAAGUGUACCUUCAUUGUGCUGGAUGCAGAGAAGUGGCUGGCCCAGUCGGGCACCAGCGAAGAGAGCUGCAUGGCGGGAGAUGUGAACCUCUUCCUCACGGAUCUCGGGGACCCCUCCUUGGGGGAGAUCGAGGUCAUGAUUGCAGAGCCCAGCUGCAGGGGCCAGGGCCUGGGCACGGAGGCCGUCCUCAUGAUGAUGCUUUAUGGAGUGACCAGGCUAGGUCUGACCAAGUUUGAGGCUAAAAUUGGGCAAGGAAAUGAACCGAGCAUCCGGAUGUUCCAAAAGCUUCACUUUGAGCAGGCAUCCCCGUGUGGAUGGGCGUGGAAGCCUGGAGCCCUGCUGACAGCUGCCGCGUGGACAGGCCUCCCCGUGCGGAUGGGCGUGGAAGCCUGGAGCCCUGCUGACAGCUGCCGCGUGGACAGGCCUCCCCGUGCGGAUGGGCGUGGAAGCCUGGAGCCCUGCUGGCUGCUGCGUGGACAGGCCUCCCUGUGCAGAUGGGCAUGGAAGCCUGGAGCCCUGCUGACAGCCGCCGCGUGGACAGGCCUCCCCCUGCAGAUGGGCGUGGAAGCCUGGAGCCCUGCUGCAGGUCAACCUGGGGUGUGGAGCCUGGGGUGUGGGGUGCGCUGGCCCCUCUCCAAGCUGGGAAUCUCCUUGUGGGGCCCUUCAGACUCUGGGCUGGACUCGGCCUUGGCCUUCCUCUGGCUGGCCGCUGUGGCUGGGCUACUCCAGGGUUAGCCUGUCCUGCCAAACCUGGACUCAGACUGGAGUGGAUGGCCCGAGUCCACAGGCGGAGGAGGCAGGUAGAGGCGGCGCUGGGGACCAGCGGGGCCUAUGACCCGGCAGGGCCUCCCUUUUCCCCGGAGGGGCCGCCCAGGCUCCGGCCAGGAGUGUAGUGCACUGCAUGCAGCUGGCCCUUUCCUCACUGGGCCGACGGUGCGGGGCGCUUGGUGCUCAGUCGUCCUGCAGAAGCAGGAGGGUGUGACCCCGGGAGGUUUGGAAAGGAAGGAGGGAAAGUGGUGGGUGUCCUGGUCUUUGAAGCCAGUUUUGAGGGCAGGGUAAGUUAGUUCUGGACGCAGCUCCGUGUGGCUGGAGCACCCCCCGCCCCCGAUGAAGCUUGGGCUUCCUGCUCAGCUGCAUGGGCUGCCGGAGGAAGCGGAGGCCCCCAGGCCCCCAGGCCGUGGCCUCCUAAAGGCACCUCGCUCUCCCGGGCUCAUGCCGAGGCCACGAGGGGGCGCCCGCAGCACAGACCUGAGAUGGCCAGGCUGCGUGGCAACCAGCGAGCGCUUAACUGGCAGCUGGGCACCUCAGAGCCAGCGGGACAGCCUUUGACGUCUGUCUCUCAUCAUGCCCUGUCGUAACCCGGUGGCAUGCUUUCAAAACACAAUUGGAAAAAAGACAUUUGAGGGCACCUGGGGUAUUUUUGUGGAGAAGGAAAUGG